Messenger RNA from Colletotrichum gloeosporioides, 426 nucleotides. RefSeq names its product Helicase-like transcription factor. NCBI's taxonomy places the organism in Eukaryota, Fungi, Ascomycota, Sordariomycetes, Glomerellales, Glomerellaceae. The record is from RefSeq and is a predicted model, not a curated record. The transcript is spliced from 3 exons. Gene Ontology annotation, molecular function: ATP-dependent chromatin remodeler activity; ATP binding. Bases 1 to 426 code for a protein of 141 amino acids.
AUGGUCUCGGAUAUCAUCUCCUCAUCCUUCACACUAACUCCGAAAGAGCUCCCAGAGCCUUCCGACUUCUUGGACACAUUGAGCAGCCAUGUUGAAUUGGAGGAAGCGCCGCGGCCAUCUGCCAUUCGCGCAAUUUUGAAACGACACCAGAAGCAGGCCUUGACUUUCAUGUUGAACCGAGAAAAGGGCCGCGAGUUCAACAGGAAAUACCCAAACGUUUGGGAGACUGUCGAGAUGGACCGUGGAACAAUCCAUGGCUUAGAUAAUCUAACCAUUUGCAAGUUCAUGAACACUGUUUCCCGCGUGUAUCAGUCCCGAGAACCUCCAUCAUUCUAUGGUGGAAUAAUCGCGGAUCUCAUGGGCCUCGGUAAAACUUUGACGAUCAUUUCCUUAGUCGCCACAGACAUGGAUUCCGAGAAGGAGUGA